AGCAGUUGCCGGUGUCUGCACAGAUGGCGGUGAGCAGCAUCCGAAGCCGCACGCCGCGCAGCGCUCGGCUCAGAUGUCGCGAUGACGGCGGCGAGGAAAACGUCACAUUGGAUCUUUGCAAAGACCCAGCAGACAAUAUUCUGGAAAUUCUUAAAAAUGUCACAAAGCAGAAAGGAGUGUCUCCCAUGUGUAAGCUUGCUCACUUAAACAACUUUGUAAAGCUUCUUGGCAGUGUUGGUCUUUCUGAAGAGAAGCUCGGCUUUACACAGGAGCAGAUAAUUAUUUGCCUGCGCCUAGUCUUGCUGCAUGAAGCUAAAGAAGUGCGGGCCGCUGGGCUGCGAGCCCUACGGCACCUCAUCACUGACAGCAGCACACUUGAGAAGGUGCUGCAUCUCAAGGUCGAUUAUCUCAUAGCAAGAUGCAUUGACAUUCAGCAAAAUAAUGAAGGAGAAAGGACACAGGCCCUCAGACUGGUUCGAAAAAUGAUCACUGUAAAUCCACUGCUGUUUCCUUCGUCUAUCACCAACUCACUCAUCGCUGUAGGCAAUGAUGGACACAAUGAGCGCGACCGUCUGUCCCGUGCCUGUGUGGCCAUCAUUUGUGAACUGGCGCUGAAAAACCCUGUUGUGGUCGCGCAGGCGGGUGGCCUCAGCACCAUCCUGAAGAGCGUGACUGACUGUCAGCUGAGUCGCAUCAAUGAGGCUCUGAUCACCACCAUCCUCCACCUCCUCAACCACCCACACACACGCCAGUUUGUGCGCUCUGACGUAGAGUUUGAGCAAAUCCUGGCUCCAUAUACAGAUUUUCACUACAAACACAACGCAGACGUGGAGGAGGGGCAGUCAAAGGAAGACAGGGAGACUCGAUUUAUGGCCAGCAAAAUGUCUAUAGUGGCUUCAUUUCGUUCCUGGUCAGGUAUCAUUAACCUAUGUAAGUCAGGCAGCACUGGGAUUCAGUCCCUGAUUGGGCUCUUGUGUAUACCAAACAUGGAAGUGCGGAAAGCUUUGUUAGAAGUUUUAUAUGACAUUUUUCAUUUAACGAUACCUAUCCCCAGCAUGAACUUUAUGGAAGCUCUUAGCAGUGUAGACCCAAGCAGAUUUCAGGACAGCUGGAGGUUGUCUGAUGGGUUUGUGGCCUCUGAAGCAACAGCACUUCUUCCACACAGAUCAUGCUCAAGGCCAGACCUGAUGCACAACUAUCUGGCUUUUGUACUUUCGGCUUUCAUCAAGAGUGGUUUGUUAGAGGGUUUGGUGGAAGUGAUUGCAAGCAGUGACGAUAUUAUAUCUAUACGGGCUACCAUUUUAUUGAAAGAGCUGCUUAAUAUGGCCAACCGUAUUCUUCCACACAGCCAAAGUCUCCAUCUGCAUUGCUUACCCACCCUCGUCAAUGUCGCUGCCUCUUUUGAUAUCCCGCAUGACAAGCGCCUGCGAGCAAGUGCUGCGGUCAAUAACAUGAAAUGCUUCCACGAAAAGAAGAAAGUUCAACCUAAACCCUGUAGUCUGUAUUUGGAUCACAUCCUGCGUACAUCAGGGGCAUCACACUACACUCGUGACCAGCACUGCAGACUUCAGAAAGACAUUUUUAUCAUCAAGGACACUGAAGAUGCUUUGAUGACCACAUUAAAGGAAAGCCAUAUCCUCAGUCACAAGGAGAGCUUGGAAUGGGACUGGAGCCUGAUUGGAACAAUUUUAAAGUGGCCAAAUGCAAGCCUUCGAAGCAAUAAAGGUGAACAGAUGCACAUAUUUGUGCGUCGAUUGCUGUUUUUCUACAAGCCCAGUAGCAAUAUUUUCUGCAGUCUUGAGUUGGAUAAUCCUAAGGCGAGACAGAUCACAGUUGUUGGCUGCCAGUUCAUUGAGUUUCUCAUGCAAUCUCAAGAGGAGGGCAAGGGCUUUUUGGAAGAUUUGGUGAGAGACAUUGUCCAGUGGUUGGUCUCCUACCUUGCUCCUAGAUCCGACCAGUGCAUGCAGAGCAAUAGUCUUUUAACUACACUCAGUCAGUACUACCUCCUCUUCUUGGGCACCUUGUCAGCUUAUCCACGUGGAGUCAAAAUGCUUGAAAAGUGCAGCGUCUUCCAAUGUUUGCUCAAUCUAUGUACGGUGAAGAACCAAGAGCACCUCCUGAAGCUAACAGUCACCUCUUUGAACUACAGUCGGGACGGGCUUUCACGUGUCAUUCUGUCCAAAAUACUCACAGCUGCUGCAGAUUCUUGUAGGUUAUAUGCCACAAAACACCUGCGUGUGCUUCUGAGAGCAAAUGUGGAGUUCUUCAGUAGUUGGGGCAUUGAGCUGCUGGUCACCCAACUUCAUGACAGCAGUAGGGCAGUUUCAGUGGAGGCCUUGGACAUACUGGACGAAGCCUGUGGAGACAAGGCUAACCUCCAUGCUCUGAUUGAAAUGAAACCUGCACUUACUCAUCUGGGGGACAAAGGUCUUCUGCUGUUGUUGAGAUUUUUGUCGAUUCCAAAGGGCUUUGCCUAUCUCAGUGACAAAGAAUUUGUUACAUACCAGAUGGAAAAGUGGCAAAAGUCCUAUAACCUGAGGUAUGUGGACAUCAUUGAGGAACAACUCAAUGAGGCUUUGACCACAUAUCGAAAGCCUGUAAAUGGGGAUAAUUAUGUCCGGCGCAGCAAUCAAAGGAAACCUAAGCCUCAUGUUUACCUCCCUGUGCAUUUGUACGGCCAGCUUGUUCACAGUAAAUCUGGCUGCCAACUUCUGGAAUCUCAGAAUGUUGUGUAUGAUCUAAGCUGCCAUGUAAGAUCUCCAAACUUAGAUCACUGGGAUGGAAUCAAACAACUGAAGGCUGCGCUCUGGGCUUUAGGCAAUAUAGGCUCCACAAACUGGGGUUUGAACCUGCUGCUGGAGGAGAGUGUGAUUCCUGACAUUGUAGCCCUGGCCUAUCACUGUGAGGUUCUCUCCAUUAGAGGGACAUGUGUGUAUGUGCUGGGGUUGAUGAGUAAAACCAAACAUGGCUGUGAGGCACUGAAGCAGGAGGGCUGGGACUCAGUGCGCCACAGUCGCAGCACCCUGUGGCCUGUGGUCCCAGAGGAGUUUGAGGCACACCUCAAACCAAUCACCCUACACCACACCAGCUCUGUGCACAAUGGUACAGAGGCUGGGCAUCCAGGUAUAACACUUAAUAUUGAGAAGGUGGAAAGUGGAGAGUUUCUUGAAAAAGCCUUGUGCAAACUGAUGGACCCAACUUCAGACAAUCCUCAGACAUUGAGUUGCCUCCACUCUUUUGGAGAUCACGCACUUCUUUUAUACAGAAAUGGGAAUGAAUCCCAAGAUAGCUCAACUGAUGAGAUAGAUGUAUCAAAUGAACACACUCCUCUCAGUGGAGAGACAGAAGUAAAACGGUCAGGUGAGAAGAGUAAGGAGGCUUUGGAUAUUGAUCAUUUGAAGAUACGCAGUCAGAGUCUGAACAUAGGCCCUGCCACCAGCCAUGUUAGCUCCUUCAGUGAAUUAAGAGAAAACCUGGCAUCUAGCACUGACUGUCUCUGCCCAAACAGCAUGACAAACAACCAGACUCUCUUACACCCACAGUCUCUGAACCCAGCUCCUCUGACCCUCCUCAAGUCCUGCUCCACUUCUCUGGUCCCUCCUGGGGCAUCACAUACUCUGCCACGCAGGGCCCAGUCUCUCAGAUCCCCUUCUGUUAACCCACUCAGCAGCAGUAGCCUUAGAUUCCUCAGUGCCCACUAUGCUUACACCACUCCUCGUGAUGCCCUGGGAUAUGCCACCCUCAGGAGGCUGCAACACCAGCGCAUUCAGCCUUCUUUGUCCCAUGGUGAGGCACUGGUGUCUCCAGCGAAAGACAUACUAUUCGCUGAUGCCAUCACCAUGAACACAGGCAGCCUAGACUCCAAGCUCACCUCAAAGAGAUUCUUAAAAGCUAUGAGUUUUGCAUCUCAUGACAAGGAGAAACUACUAAGUCCAAUUAACCAAAGCACACUGCAGUGUUCCACCUCUGUCCGUUCUUUAGUGUCCACCUCCUCUGAGGAUUACAUUGGGCUUGCUUUACCUGUUGAUAUAAACUGUAUGUUCCAGGUCAGAGAAACCCCAUAUUUCCAAGAAAUGUCGAGCCCUUCCCCUGAAGUUCGUUGUGCCAAACAUUCCUCUGGUGACAGUGGCUUCACCAAUGGACUUCAGCCAGCAAGGCCCCACUUUGCUGACCUGGUGGCAGUGAGUUUGUCAGACCCACUUAAGAUGCUGGACUCAGAGGACACUGGUCUCCAGGAACACAAUGAUAACAAUUGUCUGUAUUGUGCUGCCCUCUGCAAGCUUGGCUCUAACUCUCACAGCAGCUAUCCAGAUCUAUCUGAAGAGGCUGCUGAUGCAGAGAGGGCCACUCCACCUCCAACAAACUACGUAGAGAUAGACACCUUGCCCAUAUCCAACCGGACACAAGAUAUUUGCAGUGAUGGGAUGUCCCAUGGAUCCACUGGCAGUGGACACAGCACAGAGAUUGUUUUAGAAGGAGAAAAGCCUAUGUCCGCAGACACUCCAGCUGGUAGGGUCCUCUACAGGAAAGAGGUGCUGCGUCUAAUUAUAAACCUCAGUUCAUCUGUGGGAACCAAAAACCAUGAGGCCAACCUCUUAACGAUAAAAGAGAAGUUCCCAUGUGCCUUUGAUGACAUUUGUCUAUACUCAGAGGUGUCGUACCUGCUCGCACACUGCACUUUUCGACUGCCAUCUCGCCGUUUCAUACAGGAGCUUUUUCAAGAUGUGACAUUUUUACCUAUGUAUGCAGCUGCAGAGAGUGUUCUGUCCAAGACAACAAAAGACAUCAAGCCCACAUUCUGAAUAAUAAUUUCACUUAUUGUUGAGUCAACUUUCACAACACAUGUCCUAAACAUGAAGACCUUUUACAAAGCAAUUUCAAGUUAAAUAUAAGCAAUAAUAGAGAUACAAAUGUUCUCCACACACAACUCUUCUAACUGAUGUUCACUUGUUCUGUGCCUUAAUUUUGCAGAUAAUGUAAGAUUAUAUAAAAGCCCACUUUGUAACUUUUUGAUGGUUUGCCUAACAUCUGCUUUUCUUCAUCGACACUGAUGGGAACCUUCUUGGCAAAGCAACAACAUCUCCAUGGGACAAGCAGGCCAAGUUAUGAGUCAGCUAUUUGGAUGUUUGUGAAGGUAUAUUUGAGUAUUAAAAACACCACUAAUCAAAUGUAAUUCAUUGACUGAAAUGUUAGGAAAUGGGGCUGUAACUUAUAGCUUUAUAUUAAGCCGAACACCUUGAAUGCCUUAUUUAAAACAUAGAAAAUGAGACAAGUACUGAUAAUGUUUGAAACAACAUUAUCAGAAACAACUAGUAACUUACGAGAGAACCGUGAUUGAAGUAAUUUGUGUGUUAUGUUAAUCCUCUUCCUCUCAACAUUCAGGGCAUUUACUGGUGUAUUAUAUUUCAUUACUUCUCUAAGCUGUUGUAACAGGCUUUUAUUUCAUAAACUUUGAUGAAUCUAUAUUUUUAACAUCAGUAAAAUUAUUGGAUAUAUUGUU
Messenger RNA from Periophthalmus magnuspinnatus, 5500 nucleotides. Its product is annotated as rapamycin-insensitive companion of mTOR-like. Gene Ontology annotation, biological process: TORC2 signaling; positive regulation of phosphatidylinositol 3-kinase/protein kinase B signal transduction. The coding region runs from base 24 to 4802 and encodes 1592 amino acids. The record is from RefSeq and is a predicted model, not a curated record. NCBI's taxonomy places the organism in Eukaryota, Metazoa, Chordata, Actinopteri, Gobiiformes, Gobiidae. Gene Ontology annotation, cellular component: TORC2 complex. The transcript has 38 exons. Gene Ontology annotation, molecular function: protein serine/threonine kinase activator activity.